GCUGAAAACUUUUUCCUUGUGGUCUUUUUCCUGGACGCUGGCUGUUCUCUCUAUCUUCGUCUUUCUACGCGGGCUCGUCAUCUCUAAUCCUCAUCCUCCCAUCAUGACGUUAAAGAAAGAUACUUCGACGGUGGUGUCAAUCGACGCGAAGCCGUACGCGUUCUCCUUCCCGCUGAAACAUACAGCUCUCCUGGUAAUUGAUAUGCAACGGGACUUCCUCCUAGCAAAAGGCUUUGGAGAAAUUCAAGGGGGGAACCUAGCAGAUGUGCAGGCUUCUAUUGGCCCCACGAAAAAGCUCCUCGAAGCUUCUAGGAGGGCUGGACUGACUAUUGUCCAUACUCGUGAAGGGCAUGUCCCUGAUCUAUCAGAUUGCCCCUCUUCUAAACUUGUCAGACAAGCCGCUGCGCCCGACAACACCCAGCACAAGCUCACAAUCGGCGAACGCGGCGAGCUAGGCAGACUACUCGUUCGGGGAGAGUAUGGACACGACAUAAUCGACGAAUUGAGACCCUUGCCGGGCGAGGUCGUCAUCGACAAGCCUGGGAAGGGAACAUUUUGGAACACUACCAUCCUUCACAAGCUUAAAGCUCGAGCCAUUACUCAUCUGAUCGUGUCUGGAGUGACCACAGAAUGCUGUUUCGCUACUUCCAUACGUGAGGCUAAUGAUCGGGGCUUUGAGUGCUGCGGUAUUGAAGAAGCAACUAGCGGCUACAAUGAUAACAGCUUUAAGUGUGCAACUCUUGACAUGAUCCACUGGUCCCAGGGCCUGUUCGGCUUCAUCGCGAGCUUGCAGCCCCUAUUAGACGCCCUAGAACCUCUCGGUAACGCUAGAGGCUCAUCUGCGUCUACCCCUCCACAGACGCCGCCGGACUUCGACGGUGAUCUUUCAAUUACGGGCCUGCAGAAAGCGUAUAAGAAGGGCCUAUCACCAGUCACUCUGGCAGAAACGUUGUACAGCAAGAUUGAAGCGUACAAGAAAGUCGAUCCAGCCGUAUGGAUACAUCUCGAGUCCAAGGAAAACGUCCUAGAGGCAGCAAAAGCUCUCGCAGCAAAGUACUCCAAUCGAUCAGCACUGCCUCCAUUGUUCGGUGUCCCCUUUAGCGUAAAAGACAGUAUCGACGUGGCAGGACUGCCAACCACCACAGCGUGUCCACCUCUGGCCCAUAUACCCUCUGCCUCCGCCGUCGUGUACGAUAAAGUGAUAGCAGAGGGUGCUCUCUUCAUUGGAAAAACUAAUUUGGAUCAGCUGGCCACCGGCCUCACCGGCUGCCGCAGUCCCUACGGUAUCACACAUUCUGUAUUCAACAAAGACUACAUUAGUGGUGGCUCUAGUAGCGGCAAUGCUGUCAGCGUAGGCGCUAAUUUGGUCUCAUUCUCUCUCGCAACUGACACCGCUGGAUCCGGUCGCGUCCCUGCAGGUUUUAAUGGCGUCGUCGGAUACAAGCCAACCCGCGGACUAAUAUCUUUUCGCGGUGUGACACCCGCCUGUCUCUCCCUCGACUGCAUAGCCAUCACUGCCAAGAACGUCAGCGACGCUCGCACCGUGUGGCAACUGACUGAAGGCUACGACGAAGAAGAUAGCUAUGCAAAGCCCGAAAUCGCCUACGAGCGACACGUCAACUCCAUCGGCCCACAAGCGAGGUCGUUCAAGUUCAGCAUACCGCCAGCUGAAGCUCUAGACAUCUGCUCCCACGUCCACCGCCGCCUUUUCAACGAGACCGUCAAGCGGCUCCAGUCGCUCGGGGGCACCCUCACCCCUAUCAACUGGACGCCCUUCCAGAAAGGUGGAGAGCUUCUCUACGACGGCACCUUCGUCAGCGAGCGCCUCGCCUCCCUUCCAGAUGGUUGGUUCGCAAAGAACCGCAUGCACUUGCACCCCGUCAUCGUCGAGUUGAUGGACAGGGUCGUCGCCCGCAACAGCUCCGCCAUCGACGCCUACCGAGACCUACAAGCCAAGGCGCUGUAUACGCGGCAAGCAGAUAAGGUGUUUUCGCAGAGCGCUGUGGGCACCGACGUGCUCGUUGUGCCGACUGCGCCGAAUCACUGGCGUAUCGACGAGGUGCUCGAGGAUCCCAUCAAGAAAAAUAGCAUCUUGGGGGAGUUUACGCAUUGCGGGAACGUGCUUGAUCUUUGCGGCGUCGCUGUGCCUGCGGGCACGUAUCCGUUGGCUGAGCUGGCGGGGACGAAGGAGGAGGGUGUGCUGCCUUUCAGUGUGACAUUUUUGGGUGGUUCUCGUAUGGAUGCUUCAGUGCUAGAGAUUGCGAGGCGGUUUGAGGAAAGCUUUGCUCCAUUGUCUUGA
Mytilinidion resinicola is the source of this 2299-nucleotide messenger RNA. Its product is annotated as amidase signature enzyme. Lineage: Eukaryota; Fungi; Ascomycota; Dothideomycetes; Mytilinidiales; Mytilinidiaceae. The record is from RefSeq and is a predicted model, not a curated record. Gene Ontology annotation, molecular function: catalytic activity. Bases 104 to 2299 code for a protein of 731 amino acids. The transcript is spliced from 3 exons.